Molecule: messenger RNA, 573 nt
Organism: Meloidogyne enterolobii
Lineage: Eukaryota; Metazoa; Nematoda; Chromadorea; Rhabditida; Meloidogynidae
Source: the annotation of a GenBank genome assembly
UUUAUUAAACAUAUUCUUCAAUUAAAAAUGACAGUCAAUAUAAUGUAUACAUGGAGGUUGGACUUAGGUGGUGGAGCUGGCUCUAGAUCUCUUAUUAAACUUGCUGCUUCUGACCAAACUAUAAAUCCGCCAGGUUAUCAUCAAGGGUAUAUUGUUUCCCAACAGGUUGAAACUGUCUCUAAGAACGAACAACAACAGCAACAUUUAUUGAAUAAAAGAGCUUGGGAUGUUGCUUUGGGACCAUUGAAGGCUUUACCCAUGAACAUGUUUAUGAUGUACAUGGCUGGAAACACAAUAUCCAUAUUUCCAAUAAUGAUGGUUAUGAUGAUGGUUUGGAGACCAAUAAAAACACUUUUGUCGGUAAAUGCAACAUUCAAAGUUAUGGAGCAAGAAUAUGGUUCUUCUUUGAUUUUACACAAAAUUGUUUUUAUUUUGGGAAAUUUGGGAGCAGUUGCUUUAGCAGUUUAUAAAUGUCACACAAUGGGGUUAUUGCCAAAUCAUGAAUCUGAUUGGUUGGAUUUUAUGUCUGAGCCGGAAAGAUUACAAUUAUCUUUAUCUUUUGAUAUUAUUUAA